This is a messenger RNA of Xiphias gladius (swordfish), 3795 nucleotides long. RefSeq names its product cationic amino acid transporter 2-like. Lineage: Eukaryota; Metazoa; Chordata; Actinopteri; Istiophoriformes; Xiphiidae. Gene Ontology annotation, biological process: transmembrane transport; amino acid transport. Gene Ontology annotation, molecular function: amino acid transmembrane transporter activity. Bases 121 to 2130 code for a protein of 669 amino acids. The transcript is spliced from 13 exons. The record is from RefSeq and is a predicted model, not a curated record. Gene Ontology annotation, cellular component: plasma membrane.
UUUAGGUGUGCACCUGCACCAGCCCAGUUGCCUGGUGCUAAUUGGAGGGAGAAGGUGAUUUUUUUCUCCUCUGAUCUUUCGCUGACCAUCACACGAAAGCAGUGGCUCCAUGCUGGUUUUAUGUUUUUUUCCAAUGUUGUCGGCAGUUUGAAUACACUGGCUUGGAAAUGGCUAGCAGUGUUAGGGUUUAUUCAGACUCUGACCCUUAAGAAGCCUCUGGAGCCAGAAGGAGAGGAGUCCAACUUCUGCAGAUGCCUGACCACCGUGGACCUGGUGGGUCUGGGUGUUGGAAGCACACUAGGGGCUGGUGUUUAUGUGCUGUCAGGAGAGGUGGCCCGGGAAGUGGCUGGCCCCAGCAUCAUCAUCUCCUUCCUCGUGGCGGCAGUGGCUUCAGUCUUUGCAGGGUUGUGCUACGCAGAGUUUGGAGCGCGUGUCCCCAAGACGGGCUCAGCUUACCUUUAUAGCUAUGUGACUGUAGGAGAAGUGUGGGCCUUUGUGACCGGUUGGAACCUGCUGCUGUCCUAUGUAAUUGGAACAUCAAGUGUAGCAAAAGCCUGGACGGGGACCUUCGAUGACCUGAUAGACAAUGUUAUUGCUAAAACUCUGGCAGAACAUACGCCCAUAGACUCACCUGGCUUGGCUCCAUACCCAGACUUCUUUGCAGCUGCACUGAUUAUGUUGCUUGCAGUGGUACUUACAUAUGGUGUGAAAGAGUCUGCAGUCCUGAACACUGUUUUUACCGCAGUGAAUGUGGCUGUAUUGGUUUUCAUCAUCAUCUCCGGCUUUAUAAAAGGAGACAUCAACAACUGGCGCAUCAGUGAGGAUACUAUCCUGAAUGCAACACGACAAAUGGACAAAUGGGGCUUUGCCCCCCAAUGGACCGUAGCCUCUACGCUGGACCUAGUAAUCGAGACCCGAUUCAGGAACUUGUCAUGGGCACACAAUGAAACCGUUGACUUUGGUGUUGGUGGAUUCUUCCCCUUUGGCUUUGAUGGAACAUUGGCAGGAGCAGCAACCUGUUUCUACGCUUUUGUUGGGUUUGACUGCAUUGCCACAACAGGUGAGGAGGUGCAGAACCCAGAGAAAGCCAUACCUCUUGGGAUUGUAGCAUCCCUGCUAAUCUGCUUCCUGGCUUACUUUGGUGUGUCGGCUGCUCUAACUCUUAUGAUGCCCUACUAUCUGCUGGACACUCACAGUCCUCUGCCCGUAGCAUUUGAAUAUGUUGGCUGGGAGCCUGCAAAGUAUGCUGUGGCUGUGGGAUCGCUCUGUGCACUGUCAACAAGUCUCCUGGGAGUGAUGUUUCCAAUGCCACGAGUGCUGUUUGCUAUGGCGAGAGAUGGCUUGCUCUUCAAGCCUCUUCGCUACAUGAGCUCCAGGCAGAGUCCUGUCUUAGCCACGCUGUCCUCAGGAGCUGUGGCUGCUUUCAUGGUCCUGUUAUUUGACCUAAAAGCACUGGUUGACAUAAGCUCGAUUGGGACCAUAUUCGCCUACACUCUUGUUGCAGUAUGUAUUCUCAUAUUAAGAUACAAAGAAGACACCAGUUUUGUCCAUAGAUCAGAACCGUUUACAGUAAUGGGGUUGUUCAGGCCUCCGUCUCGAUCUACUCACCGCACGUCUAAAAAUGUCAACAUACUCACCAUUGUUAUUUUGUUCCUGGUGAUCAUUUUAAGUGUGCUGUUGUCAAAAGCUGUGGAUUCCCUGCUCAGACGAGAGUUGUGGAUUGUGCUGCUGGCAUCUGUCCUCAUGCUGACACUGGUCCUCGCAGUUGUUUUUAUCUGGAGACAGCCACAGAGCAAAACUAAAGCGUCUUUCAUGGUUCCCUGUCUACCUGUAAUUCCAGUUUUAAGUGUUUUCAUCAAUACCUACUUGAUGGUUCAGCUGGGAGGAGAAACAUGGAUCAGCUAUGCUGUUUGGAUGACAGUAGGCCUUCGUUGGAUGGUGGUAUCUGUCUCUCCUCUGUUCUCCCCUGUCUCUAACCUUCAUCGCACACCUAACAUCUCUUUCCUCUGGCCUUCGACGGCCUCUAGCCUUCUUUGCAGGCUACCAUUUAUCUUUUUACUCUGGCUUUGGAGGCCUCUAGCCCUCAUUGCACACCAACACCUUUCUUCUCUGGCCUCCUGGGGCAUCUAGCCGUCAUUGCAUGACAACAUCUCUUCUGCUGGCAUUCAACAGCCUCUAGCUUUCAUCCUGGGUUUAAUUCUUUCACCUGUGCUCCUUUGCAUCAUACUUCCUGAUAAAUUGUUCCCAUAUAGGUUAACUAGUUCCUUAUUGCUCACUAUGAUUUCUGUAGGACUUUCUUUUGCAUAAUUUUUUCACAAUAUGCUAUUUCUAUCUUCUGAGUUCAAUCACCCUCGCCACGGUAAGAAUCUUUUACUUAAUUUAGGGGAUCCUGUCCUAUCUCCUUUCUUCGUACGGCCAACGCUUUAUGUAGAUGCUUCAAAUUGAUGGACUUUAACCGAUAAAACUCUGUGUUGUGUACCUCAAUACAUUUUGUUGUUCACUUACAGUUGUUCUCUUCUUAUUGGAAUGAAACUUUGGCCAAGUUAAGUAAAGAUCUCUUCCCUCACAUUCUGCCUUGUUCCUCUAUGGGUUAAUCUUGGCUAUAUACUCCUAAUCUAGGUCUCGCCAUCACUUCUGCUUUCCCACACUGCCCUCUAUUCAAAAUCAGUCUUUCAAAGCUACUAUUGCACAACUCAUCACCACCAGAACCUCCAUGAUGUCCAGGAACACUAGUCCAAAGGUUUCCAUCAACCACCCACUGGCUCUACUCUACCACCACCAGUGUAUAGACCUCAGGGAUCCUGUCCGAUCUCGUAACUUCAUAUGGGCCUAUCCUUAAUGAGGAUGCUUCACAUCAAUGGAGUCUUAAUUGCCAAAACUUUUUCUGUCACUUACUUCACUAAAUGUUAUUCACUUCCAUUUGAUCUGUUGUUAUUGAACUAAGGUUUAGUGUUUGAUAUUUCUGAUGUUUAUAAUAGGAGUAAUAAUGUUACAGUAUCUUAUAUUUACACUGUGCUAGACCUCAUUUUUUGUCAUUUAAGAGCUCAAAAUUGGAGUAUAGGAACAUGUUUAUUUAAAGAUAUAGCCUUAGACUUCGUGCCAAGACAAGGGUCAACUCCCCUGAUCGCUACCCCUUUAACCCAAAAUUAUAACUGGUUUGGACAUCCUUUGUCCAUGCUCUUAAACCAUGCUGUGAUGCAUUCUCUCUUAUGCUUUCACUUGAUACAGUUCUCUUAAUACUUCUGGCCCUGAACACUUCUCCAUGUAAUCCAACGUGGAUGCCUCUUCUCCUGGACUGAACUGAAGAACUGGAGAUGGAGAAGUCAAACAGCAAAGACCUUCUGUAAAUUCUAAAGACUGUGCCAUGUUGGCCCUGAGGUUCGUCUGGUCAAAUGAACCAGGCUGCUCGACACUGAAAUACCGAUUAAUAGCAGUCGGAGAUGGGCAGUCUCUUGCUGCCCAUCUUCAGGUCACCACUCCACGUGCUGAAGUUGCCUGGGCAACUGACCUAAACAUCACCAUCUGACGGUGCGGGAUCGCCAAAGCUACCUCAAGAACCUGCUGUGUUUGCCAAAGACUUGCAUUAAAAGCUGCAUCUACCAGCUACAUUUGGCUGAGGACUUCCCCUGCCUAAACGCUGAACAUUCUGCUGUAUGCAGUCGACUAAAUGUCUGAUGGACCACCAAGCUUCACGUCGCCAGCUGACCUGCAUGAUGGACCCCUGCCUGAGCUGUGGGAGACCACCUGCUGGACAGCAUAGUUGUCUUGUCAUCCUUCACCACAUGCUGCCAAUAG